Messenger RNA from Leptopilina boulardi, 1017 nucleotides. RefSeq lists its product as uncharacterized. Gene Ontology annotation, biological process: sensory perception of smell; detection of chemical stimulus involved in sensory perception of smell. Gene Ontology annotation, cellular component: plasma membrane. The coding region runs from base 47 to 685 and encodes 212 amino acids. Gene Ontology annotation, molecular function: olfactory receptor activity; odorant binding. The record is from RefSeq and is a predicted model, not a curated record. Lineage: Eukaryota; Metazoa; Arthropoda; Insecta; Hymenoptera; Figitidae. The transcript has 2 exons.
UGCAAUACAUUUGUUUUAUAUUGGAGGGAUUUUACCGCCACAAUUCAUGAGCAUGUAUAUUAUGCGACGUGAUUUGCAAGAAAUUGUUGAGAAUUCUCUUUUAACAUUGACAUGUGUAGCGUUUGUAUCAAAACUUGUUGUAUUUCUAUUGAGACGCAAUAAGAUUGAAGAAUUUUUUCAAAGAUUGCACGAUCCAAUUUUUUAUCCAAAACGAAAGGAACACUUGAAUGUAUUAAAAGAAUCUGCAGCUAUAGGUCAAGCAAGUGCCAUCACAUUUCUUUCUUUAUCGCUGAGCACUUGUCUCAUAUGGAUCAUUAUUCCAUUGACAGUAAACAGGCAGGAAAAGGCGUUUCCAUAUGUUGCAUGGUAUCCAUAUAAUACAACAGUAAAUCCCGCUUAUGCAUACACAUAUGUUUCUCAAACAGUUUUGUUGUUAAUGACGGGUGCUAUGGAUUCUAUGAUUGACAUAAUGACGACCAAUUUUUAUGUUGUUAUGGUGGGACAAAUGGAAAUUCUUAAACAAGAUUUUCAAGAAUUAACAGAUUUUGUUGCUGAAAACUAUUCAAUGGAUGCAACUAUUGAAUUUCCAAAUAAAAAAUCAGUUGAUUAUGGAAACAUUAAAUCUAAUGGAAAAAAGUUAGUUUAUAAUUUGACAACAACGGAUCACUUAUGGGUUAAAAUUUAAUUUACAAUGUAGAAAUGCUUUACCAAUGGAAAUAAAUAUGGGAUUAGCCCAAAUUCAAUUGAACCAUUGAACAUUAAACUUAUAACGAAAAUUAGACAAAUUUAAAUUUACAAGAGAAGCAGUAUUGCAUCAAACUUACCGGCGUAAAGAAUCUUUAAAAAUAUUUUAUCAUUUUCAACUUAGAAAAUUUAUAGUUUUUAAACAUGAAAUUUUUUUGUUUCAUGUCUUAAAAAAUGUUUGGUAUUUUGGUUUUAGAAAAUUUUUUAUUCAAUUUCCUAAUAAGUGAUUUAAAAAAAUUUCAUAUAUAAGGGAUUUUGACCAACUCAAUACUA